UGCACGGCAGUGGGGUCCGAACGGGAGCGCGCGUGGUGUUACGUAGUAUGUUUUGAGCGGGAGCGAGCCUUAGCUCUGAGCUGGGCUGGUGUGGGUCCGGUCCAACAGGAAGUCAAAGCAACGGUCACCUUUCUAACGGUCGAGCUGUGCCUUCCUUGAACGACGUGACAGACUAGAGAUGUCGGGAGAUAACGAAGAAAGACAAACCACCGAGGAGACGACGACGGUGGAGGAGACGGAAGUCCGGGACAAGGUGAUCAGUCCAGAGAAGGCAGAGGAGGCUAAACUGAAGGCCAGGUACCCAAACCUGGGAAAUAAACCUGGAGGCUCUGACUUGCUUCGUAAACGCCUGCAGAAGGGGCAAAAAUACUUCGACUCUGGUGACUACAACAUGGCCAAAGCAAAGAUAACGAACAAGCAGCUGCCAGCAGCGGCACCGGAGAAGACGGAGAUCACAGGAGACCACAUCCCCACCCCACAGGACCUGCCCCAAAGAAAACCCUCCCUGGUGGCCAGUAAACUGGCCGUCUCGUCCACAUGAAGCACCAGGAGCCCUGCAGCAUAACCCACUCCUCAUGUCUGAGCCGCAACCCCACCCAGAGUGUGUGAGUGUGUGUGUGUGUGUGUGUGUGUGUGUGUGUGUGUGUGUCAGGCUUCAGCUUUUACUACAUUUCACAUCGGAUUAGUGGAUCAGGCCCGUUCUGCUGAACCCUAGCGGGGUGGGAGAAGCACUAAUCUGGAGGCGGGGCCAGCUGUAGUCUUCUUUUCUGAUGAUUAACUCUUUAAUUCAUUGACGAUGUGCAGAUAUUAAAGUCCUGAGAUGCUGUGUAACGGGCAGGUUUCCUCUACCACAGGUGCUGCUGCAGACUGUGGUACCACCGUUAGUCUCCUGAGUGGUGCUGUUUGUGCACCGGGGCAGGGGAGGUUGCUAGUGGGGGGACCAGCCCGCGUGUCCGAGUACAACUACCAUUAAAGGAAAGAGUGGUGUAAACCUGUGUAAUUAUGGGUUUAAUCCUAAAAAUGCUUUUAAAGGGUCUUUGUGACAGGACUGGAGGAGCCAGCUGUGCAUGUGCAUGGCCACACCGCUGUCGUAACGUGCCAUUUGGUCUGUAAAUAAACUAGUUUUGCACAAA
Molecule: messenger RNA, 1133 nt
Organism: Nothobranchius furzeri (turquoise killifish)
Lineage: Eukaryota; Metazoa; Chordata; Actinopteri; Cyprinodontiformes; Nothobranchiidae
Gene: arpp19a
Product: cAMP-regulated phosphoprotein 19a
Cellular component (GO): cytoplasm
Molecular function (GO): protein phosphatase inhibitor activity
Source: RefSeq, a predicted model, not a curated record